Molecule: messenger RNA, 846 nt
Organism: Protobothrops mucrosquamatus (brown spotted pit viper)
Lineage: Eukaryota; Metazoa; Chordata; Lepidosauria; Squamata; Viperidae
Gene: NPY
Product: neuropeptide Y
Exons: 4
Coding region: 103-396 (97 amino acids)
Biological process (GO): feeding behavior; neuropeptide signaling pathway
Cellular component (GO): extracellular region
Molecular function (GO): neuropeptide hormone activity; neuropeptide Y receptor binding
Source: RefSeq, a predicted model, not a curated record
AGCCGCGCAGCCCCACAUUGGGAAAACUGAGCCAUUGGCGAAGAAAGCGACCAAUAUCUAUCCGGGAGAGGCAAAACAAGCGAGUCUCACGCAACACAAAAGAUGCAGGUGACCAUGCGGUUCUGGCUUUCCAUUAUGACACUCGCCCUGUGCUUGCUGAUCUGUCUGGGAACCCUGGCAGAAGCUUAUCCCUCUAAACCAGACAGCCCUGGUGAGGAUGCCCCUGCAGAAGACAUGGCCAGGUACUACUCAGCAUUGAGGCAUUACAUUAACCUCAUAACACGGCAAAGAUAUGGGAAACGAUCCAGCCCAGAGACGCUGAUCUCCGAUCUUUUGUUGCGAGAAAGCGCAGAAAACAUUCCUAGAUCUAGGUAUGAAGAUCCUGCAAUGUGGUGAUGGGAAUCACAGCUGACUUUCAUAGUUCUUUCCUGGUUUCCACUCCAUGUGCCAUUGGUUAGUUGAUCAGUUGGAAGUCCACCCACCAGUGCAUGCAGUCAUUGUCCUGAAUUCUGUAGAUUUUUUCUCCCUUCAUUAUCCUUGUACGUAUGUUUAUUUAAAUAAAUAACUUGUGUACUCUACAUGGGAACAUUUUAAUGCAAGAGAGUCACUCUAAUGAGGAGCGAUUUUUCAAGCUAUUAAAAUUUAAUUUACAACUUCAUUACUGUCUAAAAUAGCAUGUAUAAUAAUUGUAGCACCCAACCUAAUAAUUGUAUAAAGAGUAGCAUUUGUUUUACAUAUUUGGUCCAGGAGCUCAUUUUUAAGAAUUGAUUUCUACAACAUUAUUUAUUUCAUAACUAUUGCUGCCUAUGACACAACUGAAAAAAAAAUAAAAUUAUGUGGAAAGUG